ACACCGUGGCGUUAUGGAGGCAUCCCGGAAGACUCAGCCAUUUCCACAGUUGUUCUCCCAAACACAAAUACACACUGUUUGGCACCUUCUAGUACUUGUGUCGCUCGUUGCCGCCGACACAAUGUCAGAUAAGACUCAGCUGCCAAGCAGAGACCGCGCUCUGAAAGGAAGAGAGGAGAAAAUGGUCGUGGCAGACAAGCAUGCAGCCAAUGGGAAUCCCACUGUGGAGCCUUUUCCAGAAGGCAUGGAGACCAUCAUGUUUGGUAUGGGUUGUUUCUGGGGAGCAGAGAGACUUUUUUGGCGGAUUCCAGGGGUCUUCUCCACGCAAGUGGGCUACGCUGGCGGCUUUACACCCAACCCCACCUACCACGAGGUCUGCUCAGGUCUGACAGGUCACACUGAGGUGGUGAGGGUGGUCUUCUCUCCUAAAGAUGUCAGCCUUGAGGAACUGCUUAAACGGUUUUGGGAGAGCCACGAUCCUACACAAGGUAUGAGGCAGCAGAAUGACCAUGGUACUCAGUAUCGUUCAGCCAUUUACACGUCCAACCCCACUCAACAGGAGCUUGCAUUGAAGAGCAAAGUGGCCUUCCAGCAGGAGUUGGAUAAAAAAGGUUACGGUCCCAUCACAACACAGAUCCUGGAGGGGCAGCAGUUUUACUACGCUGAGGACUAUCACCAGCAGUAUCUCAAAAAGGUACCUAAGGGUUAUUGCGGCCUCAAAGGCACUGGUGUCUCAUGUCCCAUUGGAGCCGGAAAGGAUGAACUUUGACAAUAAUGUACAGUGAGAAAGAAAAUAAUUUACGGGUGAGGAUUUUUUUGAGGCAUUCAUCGUUCUUAAUCUUUAAUUUUUAAUACCAUGUGAAACACUGUUGGAAUGUAUGUAUUUCCAGUCUAUCUGUUAUGAUUUUUUAACUUAAGACCGUUUUAGUCAAAUCAUAAAUUCUUUACUAAGCCUCAGGGAAUUUUCUGUUUAAUGCUUCAAUAAGUUCUUGCUGUCUCUCAGUUAUAGAGAAUACAUACAGUUUACUGUCAGAUUACUUUCUUUGUGUAGCACUGUUCAAGCAAAAAGCAAUUCAAAGCGCUUUAUGUAAGGUAUAAAAAUGACAAUAGGAAAGGAACUUUUCAUUUCUAGUGCAGCAGUAGUCAGUCUCCACUGGGUGGCGACAUUUCUCAAAAAAUAGCAGCUCAGGCAGAAUUCAUGAGACAUACUGAAGCAAAGAAACCAUGUGAAAUCUUUGUCUUCCACAGCUGGUGGAUUGGAAGAAAAUCUACCAACCUCAAUGUUUUCCCAAGCCAGCAAUCUUUUCACACCCAUCUUAAAGCCAGAACACUUUAACAGAGCUCAGACUUGACUUUAAGGAGUAACAAUUCUUGAUGUUUUUAAAUGCAGAUUUAAUAUGAUCAUAUGAUUUUACUACAUAUCUUAGUAAAAGACAAACACAUGAAUUUACCCCAAUCAACCUUAAUGUCUCACCUUGGA
This is a messenger RNA of Toxotes jaculatrix (banded archerfish), 1480 nucleotides long. It is a transcript of the gene msrab, whose product is annotated as peptide methionine sulfoxide reductase MsrA 1. Gene Ontology annotation, cellular component: cytoplasm. Lineage: Eukaryota; Metazoa; Chordata; Actinopteri; Toxotidae. Gene Ontology annotation, biological process: cellular response to oxidative stress. The record is from RefSeq and is a predicted model, not a curated record. Gene Ontology annotation, molecular function: peptide-methionine (S)-S-oxide reductase activity. Bases 14 to 769 code for a protein of 251 amino acids. The transcript has 6 exons.